Molecule: messenger RNA, 465 nt
Organism: Volvox carteri f. nagariensis
Lineage: Eukaryota; Viridiplantae; Chlorophyta; Chlorophyceae; Chlamydomonadales; Volvocaceae
Exons: 3
Biological process (GO): response to oxidative stress
Molecular function (GO): heme binding; peroxidase activity
Source: RefSeq, a predicted model, not a curated record
GGCUACAACGCCUCUGUCGACCCCUCCAUUGAUGUCUUCUUCAGUACCGUAGCCUACCGGUACGGCCACUCAGAGGUAACCGAUAUUAUUCUGCGCGUCGACGACGAGGGCAAUGAAAUCCCGGAGGGACAUCUGUUGCUCAGCCAGGCAUACUUCAAGCGGUGGAGAAGUGGCUGCAGAGGGCUGAGAAGCGUGGCCGUUGCAUGCACAACUGACGAGUUUGCUAUGCCCUGGGGCAUUGUACUGGCUGUGGUGUCGUGGUCCCUGGUAAAGGUGCUGACGCAAUUGUACGGCACGCCGGACAAGUGCGACGCGUACGUGUGCGGUCUGGCGGAGCGGAAGCUGCCUGGCAGUCACUUCGGGCCGCUGUUCAAUGCCUCCCUUACGGACCAGUACCUGAGGGUUCGCGACGGCGACUGGUGGGCAUCAUCGGGUGCAACCCUAUUGGCCUCUGCACUGGAUUGA